Spodoptera exigua (beet armyworm) is the source of this 744-nucleotide messenger RNA. NCBI's taxonomy places the organism in Eukaryota, Metazoa, Arthropoda, Insecta, Lepidoptera, Noctuidae. The record is from the annotation of a GenBank genome assembly.
AUGGACUCGCCCGUGUCUUCUCAAGACGAUCGAGAUAUCGAAGUGAACGUUGUAUCAGGAGCCAGCAGUCCUGAUAUCACCUCCUCACCUUCCAGAAAAGACCAGAAGAGCCCCUUCUAUGAACUAAAGAAGGACAAAGAAGAAAAAGCUACUGGCAGUGCGCCAUACACAAGCUUUUCUAUCAGUUCGAUUUUGAACCGUGCGGAGCCGAGAAGAGAGUCCAAUGUCCUGGAAGCGGCGUUGGCUGCUAAUCAUUUUGGAAAUGCGAACGAUGCUAUGUUGUCUAGAUUGGGCCUGAUAUCUCAGUGGAGUGCUCUAGCUGGCAGGUAUGGGGGUUUGGUGCCCGCUCCAUGGUACUGGCAGAGACCACAAGACAGGACGACCCCUCCAAGAGAUUCCUAGGGAUGCCAACAUUUGACAAUUUUGGUACUGAAUGCAAGGAAAUGAUGAUCAGGUUCAGGUCAGGUCAGAGUUUAUUUGACCUUACAAUGAUGUGCAUAACUUGUGGUUGUUCUAUGAAGUGUAUAAUGUCAUGCAGUGGAAAGAACCAAUUUGAUGAUGCAGGAUUUACCUAUGUCACAUUCAGUUUUCCAUCAGGUAAUGAAUAUUAAAACAAUAAAUUGUUUAAUUAAGGUAUUCAUUUAUAGCAGGUACUCUCCGCAGUUACAGUCAAAACUUAGUCUUUAUUAAAUCUAUAUAUUAUCUCCUAUACUGCUAUAAAUCUACUGCACUGAUACUAUAAAG